This is a messenger RNA of Mesocestoides corti, 654 nucleotides long. The record is from the annotation of a GenBank genome assembly. NCBI's taxonomy places the organism in Eukaryota, Metazoa, Platyhelminthes, Cestoda, Cyclophyllidea, Mesocestoididae.
AUGCAGGCAAUUUUCAGUGAUCUGGAAUGUUUGGCUAUAAUCAUUGCGUGCCUCUCCCACGACCUCGACCAUAGGGGCACCAACAAUCAAUUUCAGAUCCGCACCAUGUCUCCCCUCGUCAACCUCUACUCCACUUCGGUUCUUGAGCAUCACCACUUUGACCGAUGUAUUAUGCUUCUCAAUACAAAGGGCAACGACAUUCUCUGCACUCUGAGCCACGAUGAGUAUCGUCGUGCUGUCAGUAUUAUGGAGAAGGCCAUUCUUGCGACCGAUCUCUCGCGUUACUUCGCAAAGCUACCAGAGUUUCGACAGGUACUUGAUGAUCGAAUUUCCGCAGUGGGUGAAGAGACGACCAAUGAUAUUGUCGUCAAAACCAUGUGGCAAACAGAGACAUCGAAUCGAGAAUUGCUUAUGUCUAUGCUCAUGACUGCUAGCGACGUCUCAGCGAGUACCAAACCGUGGCCCGUACAGAAAAAGUCGGCUGAAUUAGUCGCAAAUGAGUUCUUUGAACAAGGGGAUCUUGAAAAACAAAAGCUUAACAUAAAGCCGGAGGCAGUCAUGGACCGAGAUCUCAGUCAUCAGUUUCCACAAAUGCAGAUCGAGUUUAUCGAUACAAUCUGCGCCCCUGUAUAUAAGGUACGUGUUCACAUUUAA